AUGGAGAACAAAGACGCGCUGCUCCAGCGGCUGACGCUCCACGAGAAGCUCACGUACUUCUACUGCCAAUACGUCCACGAAGAGGCCGUCGAUCCGGACGUCGACGGCGAUGCCGUGCGGUUGUGGGAGAAAGUCGUGUCGUCCCGCCGCAAGUCCCGUGAGCGCGUGUGCGUUUUGCUGAACCAGAUGGAAAACACGUCGGCAGUUAACGUGCGCACACUGGACAAAAGCUACCGCGCCAAGCGCGAGCUCCUGCUCAUAUCCGAGGGAACAAUACGUACGACGUCCUGCGCUUCGUCUGGACGUGGAGGUGCUCUGGCGCAAGUGGACGUCGCUCGAGCAAACAACGAGCUAUUGCAGGAGUGCGGCGCCCUCUCGGUCUUUACUGAGAGGCUACAGCGCUCGAUCCACGCUUUUCGUGGACUGAAUUUCCAGCACUUGGAUCUGGACCAAGUUGACACGCUGAUCAAAGACUUGCAGGACGAUAUGGUGCUCGUGUAUCUACUGGUCGUGUUUAACUCGCACAAGAGAAACGCAGUGUUUGACCGCCAGCUCAUGAUGUUUGCGAUCAUGGAUCCGUCGUCCUCGCUGGUGUCGAUUCUCGACUGUCUGAGUCAGCUGAAUGUGCUCCCUGGCUUUCCGAUCAAGCGACUGCUGUUACUGUUCUAUGAGCUGUUCUCGGUCGUCAUGGGUAGCUUUGAUGAACUACAUGCACUUAAGCGACUGCGUCGCGAACGGAGUGACAUCGAUGUAUCGAUUCUGAAGGACGACGCAGAAGGCGUGUUGCAUUGCAAGACGUCCAAGCCUUAUGUCGACACGAUCCAGCUGGAUACACAGGACCCGUACUACUUGCAAAAGAAGAGGUUUGCAAAAAAGCGGAAAGACAUUCACAACAAGUACUUGCAUCGAGCCAACUAUGAGCUGAAAAGUCAGCAGUCAAGUGACGCUGAUUUGGCGACGAAGCCGUUGGACACGCUCGAUGACGAAUGGGAAGAGCGUGUGGAAAACUUGUACCAGCUUCUUUUGCCCUGCAUGCGCGAGUACACGACGUUUCUGGGAAACCUCGUGACGCUAUCAUGUGGCAGUGCACUGAAUGCGCGCGACAAGAAUACGUUUUACUCACGACGGCCAUCGACAGGUGACCAGUACAGCAUAGCUGACUUUUCUGCUCCAGGCAGCGAGAAUAGCAACGACAAUCAAUUCUGGAAGUGGAUUCUCCGCGAGAAAGCAAUUGUACUGGAUGUGUCCAACCUGAUCAUUUUGCUCAUCUACAAGCACUUCCGUGCCAGUCAUGCGUGCAAGGCGGAAUACUUUAUGCAGUUUUUCUUGGAGGCCAAUGUACUGGCGACACUGACUAAAUUCAUGAACAAAGAUGUUGGCACGUAUCUUCAAGUUUCUCGUCAAGAAUCGGACGAACUAAAGACAGGGUUCUAUGCACUUGAGAAAGAGCUGGACAAGCACACUAUCCGUUUCGAGGAAGACAUGAACGAGUACGCUAUUCAGCCGACACGGACGAUUACGAGCAUAUUGAGGAUUUUGCAGAAGCUGACGAAGCGAAAACCCAACAUCAUAAAGAACGCCUUGUGUCGAGGACAGACAAUUGUCUGGUUGAAGCGUGUGGUGUCUCUGCAGAUUCCAUUGCCACGCCUGUAUGCCCUGAAAUUGGUGAAAUCGCAGGCAAAAUACCUAGGCCAUCAGUGGGUAAAGAAGUACACAUGCUUCAGCAUGCUGACAGAUGUGUAUCUGCACGUGCGACCGCAAUUGGAUGACGACUGGUUGCACUACGAGGAUGAGGAUUUGAACAAGCCUCCGUUGCAGGAUUCGGUGGAAAGGAUUGUCUUUGGUGAGAUGCAAGCGUACCACCACAAACACUACUUUGAUUCUCUAUUCGGCGGCGGCAAGUUGCUCUCCAGCGGAGCUUCGUUGAUUUGCGAGAAUUACAAGGAGCUCAGAUCCGACUCGUUCGUCCCAGAUGGUGGACGCUUGGCGAAAAUGUACAUCGGUAUCAAGCUCGACCCAGUCAACUUUUGCAAGCAGUACGAGAAGUGGCUUGAUACCGAGUGCCUGACCCGUGAUUUGAAUGCGGAUGCGGCACCGCUUCCCAUUUCGUUUCAGUGA
Messenger RNA from Hyaloperonospora brassicae, 2118 nucleotides. Lineage: Eukaryota; Oomycota; Peronosporomycetes; Peronosporales; Peronosporaceae. The record is from the annotation of a GenBank genome assembly.